CUCAUCGCAAAGGCUCAUCGGAGUCUUCGAACCACUACCUUUCGCUCUAGCUAUCUUAUCAGCGGAUGUCAACAUAAUCUCUCAUUUCCAUAGACAAUCACCAGGAGAAUUCAGCAUUGUAUUACGAGAUGUCCGAUCAUCAUCAUCACCACCAUGGCCAUGGCGGUUGCCACGACGAACAUGACCACUCUAACGAUAUCACCCCCGCCAUCCAGUCGCUACUCUAUUCCCAGGUCCAGUUCGACUCUAUCACAACUCUCAAUGAGGCCGCUCCCAAGUCCGGCGCCGCGAUCGUCGAGAAGACAUGGGCGGAGAGACUCAACGACGAGCCGGAGCUGGAAAGCGAUGCCGAUGAGCAGCUGUUGAUGUACAUUCCGUUCACCGGCCAAGUCAAAGUCCACUCCCUCCUCAUAUACACCGCGCCGACCCCCUCCGCUCCAAAAACCCUGAAACUGUUCAAGAACCGCGAUGAUCUAGAUUUCUCGACUGCGUCCGAGUUAUCGCCCACCCAGAAGAUCGAGAUCCCUCAACCUGUCGCCGGUGCCGACGUUUUCGAAAUACCCCUGAACCGUGCGCAUUGGAAUACCACCACCUCUAUCACCUUGUUCUUCGAGGACAACUGGAGCGAUGGCGAGGAAGACGUGACUAAGGUGGGUUACAUUGGCUUCAAGGGAACUUUUAUGGCGCUGAACCGCGAGCCCGUCAACUUCCUCUACGAAGCGGCGGCGAACCCGAACGACCAUGUCGCAAUCCAGGGCGUCAACGGAGUGGGCAGUAGGAUUCUAUGAGAACUCUGGGGUUCUUGUAGAUUGUGGUGAUAUGAAACAAAACGGAAGACCCGACGGCUUGACGUUAUCAUUCUGAACACUUACUACCGUCAUGAUGUUCCUGUCAGUGCGAUUAGUGCAGUGGACCUGUUCUCGUGCUUUCUCUGGUUAUGGAGCUGGACUCUACCCUUGCACUGAAUGCC
Molecule: messenger RNA, 970 nt
Organism: Aspergillus homomorphus CBS 101889
Lineage: Eukaryota; Fungi; Ascomycota; Eurotiomycetes; Eurotiales; Aspergillaceae
Product: PITH domain-containing protein
Exons: 3
Coding region: 129-788 (219 amino acids)
Cellular component (GO): nucleus
Source: RefSeq, a predicted model, not a curated record